This is a messenger RNA of Drosophila suzukii, 2552 nucleotides long. The record is from RefSeq and is a predicted model, not a curated record. NCBI's taxonomy places the organism in Eukaryota, Metazoa, Arthropoda, Insecta, Diptera, Drosophilidae.
UAGAUGGAAAUUGAUAAUAACAACCAAAUCGAAUUAAAAUUUUUACAAAAUAUACAAAAUAUGGCCGCUAUACGGGUUCUAGCGUUUUGGGCGUUUGUGGGCGUGGCACCCUGCUGAAACAAGCUUGCGCUGCGCAGGAACCCUAGAAUUUGCAUGCUUAAUUCCAACGUUCUAGCUCCUAUACGGAAAGACGGACUGACGUCUAGAUCGACUCAGCUUGUGAACCUGAUCAAGAAUAUGUACACUUUAUGUGGUCGGUAACGCUUCCCACUUUCCGACGAGUCUAGUAUACAUUUUCACUCUACGAGUAACCGGCUUAAUAAUAAAAAGACCGUUAUAUUUCGUUUUCGUUAACAUAAAUUGAUGGGGAACAUUAUCUUAAUAUUUCUGUGAUUAUCAUUUACAUUUCUAAACGAAAUAUUAAAAAAAUAUUUUUUUAAGUGUAAAAAAAAUUGUACCUUGUUUAUUAUCAUAUUAACUUUAUCUCUUGGAAAUACCAUUUUAUCUAUUAUAUUAUAAUAUCGAAUAAAAUUGUUUAACUAUCGGAUAAUUAUUAUCAAAAUUAUACAAAGAUCAUAAAAUUUCUGUAAUUAGUUUUAAGUUCUCAAAGAAUUGGAAUGCUCUGUGCAUACUAUGCCAUUGUGGGAACGACAGGCAAGGGUAUAGCAUCUUCGGCUUGCCGAAGUAAGCUUUCUUUCUUGUUCAGGAAGUCGCCAAAAUUUCGACCUAGAAUGCGAUCCACUCAUUUUUCCCGCAGCAGCAACACGAGGCACUUCGGAUACACACACGUUGGAAGCGGCAAAGAUUGGUGCUCAUCCCAAAACCGGGCCAGUUGAACAACGACGCAUCCACAUACAGACCCCUUUGAAUGCUAAAUACAAUGUGGAAGAUUUUCGAGCGCAUAAUCUGCACCCACUUCGAAAAAGAACUCGACGGACCACCAGUUUGGCUUCCGGACAAAAAGAAGCACCAUUGACGCGAUACAAGCGGUCACCCAAUUGGCUGCUAACGCAAUCGAAGGAGAAAGGUAACUAGGUGGCUCAAAAGAGUGCUGCCUCGUCUGCACCCUGGAUGUCAAGAAUGCCUUUAACUCUCCCAACUAGAUCCUUGUCCUGCAAGCGCUUCAUCGCGUGGGAGUCUCGGACUACCUGACCGACCUCGUUGCAGACUACUUCAAGGACAGAGUGCUCACAUAUUCCAUAUAUUGACAGGAGGAGUACCUCAAGGGCCCGAUACUAUGGAACGCCAUGUACGACGGGAUCCUAAGGCAGGUACUACCCGAAGGAUGCACUGUUAUAUGCGUUGCGGACGACAUAGCGCUGGUAACGGUAGCGAAAACUCUCGAACAGUUCACAGAUAGAUGCAGCCUCUCGAUGGACACCCUCUUGUGCUGGCUCGCAGACAACGGGUUAUCAGUUGCCGAGCACAUAACGGAGGCAGUGCUCAUGAGCAGCAGGAAGACUGUGGAGAAGGCAACAAUACGAGUCGACUCAACUCCAAUAAAAACAAGUGCAUCAUUCAAGUACCUUGUGAUCGAUCAUGCAGCAGCCAAAGCAUCUAGAUCGACUGCAGCCAUCUCAAGGAUGAUAGCCAAUACUCGAGGACCAAAGCAGCUGAAGGAUCAUAGCGUGACCUCUACUAUUCUGUACGCCUCGCCCAUAUGGGCCGAAGCUAUGAAGACCGCGACAUACAGCCGCCACUGCAAAGCUGUAUACAGACGCUCAGCUCAUCUAUUGUUUGCGCAAGUGGAGAGUUAAUUUUCAUUGCACCAGUACAGUGGCUAGUAAAAAGAAAGUAUACAUUUUUGAUAUGUAACAGAUUUGCCUAGAAGGAGUUCUGUUACAGCUCGCUGUAAUGUCGCGCUGCGUCAUUUUUCGCUGCCGAUAUUGCGUUCCAAAUCAACCACGUUCUGUUUCCUUACAUAACCAAAGGGUUUAGUUCAGCUUCGCAAGUGACCAGAGGACAGCUUAGUUUGAGCAGCCAUCAGGAGACUUGCAGGCUAUAUGUAGGAAACAAUGAAUUUUUUAAAGGAGUUUUUUAAUUUCGCUAAGAAUUUCAUAAAAUUCGGUGCCCGUGGUAACUGGGAACUCGGUACAUUUUCCUCGUUCACCGGCGGUCUGCCCAGCAACGAUGCUGCAACGCUUUCGCACAUGCUAUACAAAUCGCUACUCAAUUUUGAGAAUACGCAGUUUCGCUGUACAUAAUGUGGGAAGUCCUGCAGAAUCCUUAGAUGCUCUUCGAAACCAAUCUAUACCUCAAAAGCGCUGACAGGAGAACACAUGUAAUCAUAGGCAGUUGCAACGCAGUCGGAGAAGCAUUCAAUUUAAAAAAAACCAUCGAGCACUUGUCUCAGGGAAUGGAAGUGUGUUUGUUUAACAUAAACCUCGUCGUCGGAAGUACUAUUACACCCAACAACUGCAGGGAUAUCAGCUUUAAAAUUAGAGCGCACACAUCACCCUAUAGGACCGUGUUGUCCUUUGUUUUCGUCAGCUAUAAUUGUGUAAUUGUUUUUGCAUUUUUAUGGUCAAUUUUCUUAGUAAUAACAUUUGUGU